This is a messenger RNA of Scylla paramamosain (green mud crab), 1196 nucleotides long. RefSeq names its product COP9 signalosome complex subunit 8-like (gene CSN8). Gene Ontology annotation, cellular component: COP9 signalosome. The transcript has 4 exons. The record is from RefSeq and is a predicted model, not a curated record. The coding region runs from base 93 to 650 and encodes 185 amino acids. NCBI's taxonomy places the organism in Eukaryota, Metazoa, Arthropoda, Malacostraca, Decapoda, Portunidae. Gene Ontology annotation, biological process: protein deneddylation; COP9 signalosome assembly.
AAUUUAGUUUACUCUUACAAAAGUACCAACACGAAACCGAAUUAGCAUGUGGCCGAUAUCUCUCCCCCGAUCUGUGACGUCACUUGUAAACAAUGGCGGAGGUGGACUACAAUAAACUUGGAGAGGAGCUGGAAAAGCAAGAACUAGAUGCUCCUAAUGGUGUUCCCCCUGCACAUGUCUAUGAGCAGCUGCUCACCAUCUACCUUCUACAGAAUGACUUAACUGCCGCAAAAUUUUUAUGGAAGCGAAUACCAGGUAGCACCAAGAAUGCAACUCCAGAGUUGGCCCACAUAUGGGAGGUUGGACAACACCUAUGGCAGCGGGACCUGCCAGCUGUGUACACUGCUCUGGCUCAUGAGUGGUCUCCAACAGUAAAAGAUAUCAUGAAAGCCCUCCAUGAACAUGUGCGGAAUCGGGCAGUUGAACUUGUAGGACGAGCAUAUACUUCAAUCAGGGCAGAUGAUUUUGCCCAAUUAGUUGGUAUGAGUGUUGAAGAGGCAGUAACUUUAGCUCAGGGGCAUGGCUGGGGUUAUGAUGAGCCCACCUGUAUGAUUUUACCUGUGCCCAAGACACCCCAGCCUCAUGCUCCCACUCCAUCUGAAGAACAGUUGCGCCGCCUGGCUGACUAUGUAUCAUUCCUUGAAAACUGAUGAAUGAACUGCCUAUAUUUAUUUGUUUGACUUCUCUUCUAGCAUUGCUGUACAUUUUCUUCAGCUUUUUUUAUUUAUUUUAUUUUUUUAUUAUUAUUAUUUUUUUUUUUAUGGAUCCUCUUAAUUUCACAUUAUAAUGAAUUUAGUAUGUUCAAACAAAGAUAUAUAUUUUGUUGUUUUCAUGCUAUAUAUUUAGUGGUCAGUUUGCUAAAUAGGCAUCCAACUUUAGUUAAAAAUUAACAACUAAUUAACAGUAAUAAAUAAUAGCAAUGCUUGUUUUCAUCAAAAAUUAAAUGAAGUUGAUAACUUGAAAGAAAUGUACUAUAUGUUAACAGAAAAAACAUCAACAUAUAUAAAAGUAGCUAUUGCCUUCAACACAGCUGACUGAAAAUACUGCAUGAUGCAAUGAACAGUACCAAUUAUGGGUGAGUUAAGCAAGGCAACCAAUAGCAAAUAAGUGGUUAUAGGAAUAUUAUACUUCAGUAUCUGACAACAUCAUUUGAGUCAUAAAUGUGGAAACAGAGGUCAGUAAAGUUUUAAUUAAGA